CCAACACCAUCCCAAACUCAUAUCUCAAGAUGUUACACGUCACCCCUCCGGCAAGGAACAUCCUCGACGCAAUAGGCAAGACCCCCGUCAUCCGCCUGAACCACGUGGCACCCCCCGACAGCGCCGCGAUCUACAUCAAGCUGGAACUCCUGAACCCAACAGGCUCGUACAAGGACCGCAUGGCGCGGUCGAUCAUCGAGGAGGCCGAGCGGCGCGGCACCCUGCGCCCAGGAAUGACCGUCGUCGAAGCCACAGGUGGGAGCACGGGCCCGUCGCUGGCGUUCAUCUGCGCGGCCAAGAAAUAUGCCUUCCGGGUGGUGUCGUCGGACGCGUUCGCGCUGGAGAAUCUGCGCACGAUGGAGGCGCUGGGCGCCAAGCUGGACCUGGUGCCCGGCCCGGCGGGCAUCACGCCGGAUCUGAUCCCGUCGAUGGUCCGCCGCGCGAAAGAAUUGGCGCAGCGGGAGGACUACUACCUUGCGGAUCAGUUUGACAACAAGGAUGCGAGUAUUGGGUAUGAGGGGAUUGGGCAUGAGUUGGUGCAGCAGUUUCCCGGCGGCAUUGAUGCGUUCUGUGGGGCGGUGGGGGGCGCGGGGAUGGUGAUGGGCGUGUCGAGGGUGCUUAAGGCGCAGUGGCCGUCCACGCGGGUCGUGGUGCUGGAGCCGGCGUCCUCGCCGACGAUUACGGCGGGGCGCCCGGGGAAGCACGGCGUCGACGGGAUCGGGAUUGGGUUCGUGCCGCCGCAUUUGGAGCGCGAGUUGUAUGACGAGGCGUGGGCGGUUGAGGAGGAGGAAGCGCGCGCGAUGUGUCGGCGUCUGGCUAGGGAGGAAGGGUUGCUGGUCGGGACGUCGACGGGUCUCAAUGUGGUGGCGGCGAUUGCGUUGGCAAAGCGUCUGGGGCCGGGGAAGACGGUUGUGACGGUUGCGGUGGAUACGGGGCUCAAAUAUAUGAAUGGGAACUUGUUCACUGGUUAG
This is a messenger RNA of Aspergillus brunneoviolaceus CBS 621.78, 971 nucleotides long. RefSeq names its product PLP-dependent cysteine synthase family protein. Gene Ontology annotation, biological process: L-cysteine biosynthetic process. The transcript has a single exon. Gene Ontology annotation, cellular component: cytoplasm. NCBI's taxonomy places the organism in Eukaryota, Fungi, Ascomycota, Eurotiomycetes, Eurotiales, Aspergillaceae. The record is from RefSeq and is a predicted model, not a curated record. Bases 30 to 971 code for a protein of 313 amino acids.